CAAUCGUACACGGCAAAAUCAAGGGCACAGACCUAACUUCUCCAAUAUUUUUGAAAACCAUAUUUGGGUUUCUAGUAUCAAACUACUGUAAAGUACAAGGCAACAACAUCUCCUAAGUUCAAAACUUUGAGGAAAGAGAACCCAAUGUUUUUCUUACCUUCACUCUCUUUUUUCUUUCUUCAUCCGACUCAGUGUUUUCUUGCAUUUCAGGUCUUACAGCAACUGGUGUGCUGCGAUGGACAGAGGGUUGCCAGUAUUACACGUUCGAGGCAAUGUACCAGAAAGGCUGAUGCUUUGACAGUUACAGCUAAAUUUGAGCUGAAACCUCCUCCAUAUCCCAUGGAUGAUUUAGAGCCGCAUAUGAGCAAGGACACAUUUGAGUAUCACCGGGGAAAGCAUCACAGGGCUUAUGUGGAUAACUUAAACAAGCAAAUUGACGGAACAGAACGAGAUGACAUGUCCUUAGAUGAUGUUGUGCUCGUUACAUACAACAAGGGUGGUCCACUUCCUGCUUUCAACAAUGCUGCACAGGCAUGGAACCAUGAAUUCUUUUUGGAAUCCAUGAAACCGGGAGGUGGAGGAAAGGCAUCAGGGGAACUUCUUCACUUGAUUGAAAGAGAUUUUGGUUCUUUUGAUAGAUUUGUGCAAGAGUUCAAGUCGGCUGCAGCUACUCAGUUUGGUUCUGGAUGGGCUUGGCUUGUUUCCACUCCAUACAAUUGAUGCUUGGGAGAAUCGACGACCUGAUUACACAUCAACUUCCAUGGAGAAGCUUGUGUUUAGUGCGAGACUUGAAGUUGCAAAGGCUCGAGCUGCCGAGAGAGAAAUAGAAGAAGCGAGAAAGAAAAAGGAGGAACUUUAUAGACAAAAAAACCUGCCGAGGUUUUCGUGGAUGGGAUAGCUGAUGAUUCUGAGACUGAUUAACUUUAGAUUGUUUUGCAGUUAAAAUAUGCAGAAAGUUUCGAGGCUCUGCACAUCCUUCAUUUUUUCUUUGAAGGUGAUAUGGAGGUCAGCUUCAGCAGGAUAGACUACAAACUUGUUCCAUGAAUAUCCAGGCAUCGGCAUGGGAAACAAGGAAGGAAGUAUAUAAUUCAAGCACUGUUAUUCAUUCUCAAGUUACGGCUCUGCUAGGCAGUUCCUAUCCAUCCAAGAACACCUACAGAGAAUGUUGAAUUCAUCAAGUAAUGCAACUUGGAGAGUCACAGAGAUGAUAUAUCUUAUCCAUCAAGUGCUACAAGAAUAAUUUUUCCAGUAAUAUCAACUUUGGGGCUCAGGACCUGGGUAACCGCCAGACCUGAGAAUCUGUGUUCAUGAUCUUUUGUUCCCCCCAUUCGAGUCAUGGAAGGGUGCUUCAACACGCGUAGAUGGUUUUGAACGCUAGAAUCGCCGUCGCCGUGGCCAAUUGCUAUCUCCUUGUGAUGCCGCCUACAGUCCACAUAUCUGAACAAUUCAACAUCGAAUAAUCAAUUCAUAUAGAAGUGCAUUAAAGGAUCUUUUUUCUGAUUGAUGGAAAAUCUAUGAAAUGAUCCUAUAAAGCACAACUUGCCUUCG
This is a messenger RNA of Populus trichocarpa (black cottonwood), 1548 nucleotides long. Its product is annotated as superoxide dismutase [Fe], chloroplastic. The transcript has 7 exons. Gene Ontology annotation, molecular function: metal ion binding; superoxide dismutase activity. Gene Ontology annotation, cellular component: chloroplast nucleoid. The coding region runs from base 145 to 720 and encodes 191 amino acids. The record is from RefSeq and is a predicted model, not a curated record. Lineage: Eukaryota; Viridiplantae; Streptophyta; Magnoliopsida; Malpighiales; Salicaceae. Gene Ontology annotation, biological process: superoxide metabolic process.